This is a messenger RNA of Drosophila biarmipes, 2924 nucleotides long. RefSeq names its product protein wingless (gene wg). The transcript has 5 exons. The record is from RefSeq and is a predicted model, not a curated record. Gene Ontology annotation, biological process: canonical Wnt signaling pathway; neuron differentiation; cell fate commitment. Lineage: Eukaryota; Metazoa; Arthropoda; Insecta; Diptera; Drosophilidae. Bases 419 to 1822 code for a protein of 467 amino acids. Gene Ontology annotation, cellular component: extracellular region. Gene Ontology annotation, molecular function: frizzled binding; cytokine activity.
CCGGGCAACAAUCUUCACUCCUCCGCUCGAAUCGCCGCGAUCUGCCGAUCCACCGAUCCACCGAUCCAUAACUACCACCCAGCCACAGCAGCCGGGGCGAGAGAGUGUUCUUAAGAUACAAGUAUCUCGGCGGGGAAAACUCACAAGUUCUUGUUGUGUCCCAUGAUUGCCGUGUGAUCCGUGUGAUCGAUCCAUCGGAGUUAAUCGCACAAAUAUGAGCAGUAAUGUCGGCAUGCGCAUGCUAAUGAUGAUUAUGCCUCAUUUAUAGUGCGCUAAUUGAACGCGAAAUUGCUCGAUAAAAUCAAUACAGCCCAAGCAUUCGCAAACAAACAACAACUCGAAGGGAAAAAUAUUGCCCAGUGUGUUCAGUGAGUGUGUGUGUUAGUCGAGCAGCCAAAAAGUUAAACAGCCAGCUAAAAUGGAUAUCAGCUACAUCUUCGUGAUCUGCCUGAUGGCCCUGUGCAGCAGCGGCAGCGGUUUGAGCCAGGUCGAGGGCAAACAGAAAUCCGGCAGGGGCCGGGGCUCCAUGUGGUGGGGCAUUGCCAAGGUCGGCGAACCCAAUAAUAUAACGCCCAUUAUGUACAUGGAUCCGGCCAUCCACUCCACGUUGAGGAGAAAACAACGACGCCUGGUCAGGGACAACCCCGGAGUCUUGGGAGCCUUGGUGAAGGGCGCCAAUCUGGCCAUAAGCGAGUGCCAGCACCAGUUCAGGAAUCGUCGCUGGAACUGCUCGACGAGAAACUUCUCGAGGGGCAAGAACCUAUUCGGCAAGAUCGUUGAUCGAGGCUGCCGAGAGACGAGCUUCAUCUACGCGAUCACCAGUGCGGCGGUGACCCACUCGAUCGCCAGGGCCUGCAGCGAAGGGAGCAUCGAGUCCUGCACCUGCGACUAUAGCCACCAGUCGCGAUCCCCUCAAGCCAACCACCAGGCGGGCAGUGUGGCCGGCGUGCGGGACUGGGAGUGGGGCGGCUGCUCCGACAACAUCGGAUUCGGAUUCAAGUUCUCCCGGGAGUUCGUCGAUACCGGCGAGAGGGGUCGCAAUCUGCGCGAGAAGAUGAAUCUGCACAACAACGAGGCGGGACGAGCGCACGUCCAGGCGGAGAUGCGACAGGAGUGCAAGUGCCACGGCAUGUCCGGCUCGUGUACAGUGAAGACCUGCUGGAUGCGACUGGCCAACUUCCGUGUGGUUGGCGACAAUCUCAAGGCCCGCUUCGACGGAGCCACCCGCGUGCAGGUGACCAACAGUCUCCGGGCCUCCAACGCCCUGGCCGGGGUGAGCCCCAAUGCGGCUGGCUCCAGCUCCUCGAGCUCCAACGGCCUGAUCAUCCCCCAGUCGGUGGUCUAUGGCGAGGAGGAGGAGCGCAUGCUGAACGACCACAUGCCGGACAUCCUGCUGGAGAACAGUCACCCGAUCAGCAAGAUCCACCAUCCGAACAUGCCGUCGCCCAACAGUUUGCCGCAGGCUGGCCAACGGGGCGGACGCAAUGGACGUCGCCAGGGCCGCAAGCACAAUAGAUACCACUUCCAACUGAACCCACACAAUCCCGAGCAUAAGCCGCCAGGCUCCAAGGACCUCGUUUACCUGGAGCCCUCGCCCAGCUUCUGCGAGAAGAACCUGAGACACGGCAUCCUGGGCACCCACGGGCGCCAGUGCAAUGAGACCUCGCUGGGUGUGGACGGCUGUGGGCUGAUGUGCUGUGGGCGUGGCUAUCGGCGGGACGAGGUCGUCGUGGUGGAGCGCUGCGCCUGCACCUUCCACUGGUGCUGCGAGGUCAAGUGCAAGCUGUGUCGGACCAAGAAGGUCAUCUACACGUGUCUCUAAGGACGCCGACCGCCCUGAAAGCCACCGUCCUCCACAGUAAUGCCCCCUCCCUUCAUUCUUUGUAUGUGUUAUGUAUUUUGUCUACGCUUAGCCUUUGUUAUUAGCACCUUAAGAGCCUAGACUAUAGCCUAGUUAAAGAUACGACUAACGCCCAUCUGAAGCCCCCUCCCCUGACUCUCACUUUUCUAGCAGUAUUACACAAGGAAUAUUAACGAAUAGAUUUCAAGAAAAAGUGAGGAAUACAACAAGUGUUUGCCCAGUUUUUAGUCACGUAAGCCAGCUCCCAAUCGCAGUAAAAUAUUUUGUAAAUUACAAAGCCCCCAUUUUGUAUCCCUAUAUGAUAGUUAGUAUUUAAAAUUAAUUUAGACUAGCUUAAAGUCUUCGAAGCGCGUCCCCUCUCUGCUGAGUCCCUUUCCCCACUCUGUCGCUUAAAAUCUUUUUUAAAUCAUUGAAAACAAGACUGAAAAUUCAAAUAGCGCGCAGCUCCUUCCUUCUCUCUAUCGACCACUGCUUGGACUGCUUGCAUACUGCUUUGGCCAGGACCAAAACGCAUGUGAAGUGGGCGGGAAAAUCCUUUGAGAAAACCGAUUACAUGGGCGGGAAAACCAUUGGAAUGGGUAACAGUAAAUUCCAUUUAAGUUUUCCCUUCUUAGCCUGGUCAUCCAAAACGAAAAAUUACUUUUGUGUACAUAAAUAAGCUUAAAUUAAUGGUUAGUUCUUAGGUUAAAUUCAGACCAACCCCACGAAGUACAGAAAAAGAUUUUAGUUGCUUGGAAUUUAUGAAAUUUGCACACGAAAUAUUUUUUUUGUAAACGCAUUUAAUUUAUCAUCCCCCGGCCCUUCGGUUGUGCGUUCUCCCCAUCGCCCCAUUGUAGGUAUUACUAAUUAACUAAAUGCACUUAGCUGGCUAGUUAAACUAAGUACACAAAUAGCUUGAUAUGAAUAUAAUAUUUAAUUAAUUUAUACUAGCUCAUAGACAUUCAAUUUUGUAAAGUAUUAAUGAGAAGGAAAACAAGAAACUGAAAAGCGAGCAGAAAAAUGCGAAUGCAAUCGAAAACAAAUCAAUAAAAAACAGAAAACGACACUGAGUAAAAAAAUUACA